This is a messenger RNA of Carassius auratus (goldfish), 942 nucleotides long. Its product is annotated as complement factor D-like. The transcript has 5 exons. The coding region runs from base 125 to 883 and encodes 252 amino acids. Gene Ontology annotation, molecular function: serine-type endopeptidase activity. Lineage: Eukaryota; Metazoa; Chordata; Actinopteri; Cypriniformes; Cyprinidae. Gene Ontology annotation, biological process: proteolysis. The record is from RefSeq and is a predicted model, not a curated record.
UUUCAUCACUGUGUUGCUCAUUUUGCAAGAAAAACAACAUACCUGUAGGCGAAACCCAGUGUCUCCGCCUCCUUCAAACUAUAUUUAUACAGUGUUUUGUCGUGAGAGCUCACUGAUUGUGUUCAUGAUGACCAUCAUCUCUCUGCUCCUGCUGGCCUCUCUGCUGCCACACCUGACCUUCACUGCUCAUGUGAAUGUGGGUAUAGUGAAUGGCAGGGAAGCAAAACCCCACUCCAGACCUUACAUGGUUUCUAUUCAAUCGAAUGGGAUACAUGUCUGUGGUGGAUCCCUCAUUUCUGAUCAAUGGGUCUUGACUGCUGCACAUUGCUGGGACAGAAAUGAGACUCUGACAGUUGUGGUUGGUGCUCAUGACUUAAGGGAAAGUAAGAAGUCAGAUCAUAUUGGAGUGAAGUCCUACAUCCAACAUCCAAGCUAUAGUGGUUCUUUUCAUUUCAAUGACAUCAUGCUUUUGAAGUUAAAGGAAAAAGUCAACAUUAACAACAACUAUGUUAAAUCGAUUUCAUUACCAAAGAACGGAGAAGAUGUUGAGGCAAACACUCUCUGUAGUGUUGCGGGCUGGGGACAACUGAAGAUUAAAGGCCAAAAGAGCCAUCGUCUAAUGGAGGCAAAUGUGUAUAUAAUGAAUGAAAGUGAAUGUCACGAGAGGUGGGGAAAUAUGUUCUCACAAACACAGAUGAUGUGCGCAUAUGGCCAUGGUGGAUCCUGCCGUUAUGAUUCUGGGGGUCCUUUGGUUUGUGGAGACACUGCAAUUGGUGUCACAUCUUUUGGAGAUAGUUUACUCUGCAAUUCACCUGUGAAACCUAAUGUGUAUAUUAAGAUUUCACUAUAUAUUCCAUGGAUAAACGAAAAAAUUAAAAUGUGAAGUGAGUUAAGUUCCUGAUUUUUUUUUGCAUGACCUCUUUCAAUAAAAGUAUCACUUGA